AUGGAAAGCACGCCACGACAACUUCGGUGCGUGCCCGACGGCCUCCUCCAGCCCGGCCUCUUCGAGGCGAUGGCGUCCUGCAUCCAGCGGCCGGCAGACUUUGAGAACUUCCUCGAUGCGCUUCCGUCGUCGCUCUGGUCGCCGGCGAUGGCGGCGUGGCGAGAGCUGCAAGCCAGCCGGCACAUGCAUCUUCGAUGGCCCUCGAUCACGCUGAGCAGCGUGGAUGAGUAUUCGCCCGACGAGCUGCGCGCGCUGAGCCACGUCGUGUCGCUCCAGCCCUCCGUGUGCUUUGAGGAUGCAGUCUCUGACGUGAGCGAGCUGGCUGCGAUCGUGCCCUGCGUUGGCCCUGGGCUUCGAGUCCUCGCGCUCCGCGUCGACGUGCGCAGCCUGCAUCCUGGUGAUGGACGAGUGCUUGCCGACCUCGUACGCCAAUGCUCGGCACUUCAAGUAUUGGCCCUGCAAAUGGACAGACAAGUGACGGGCGACGAGCCCGAACUGGACGGGCUCCUCCAUGCCAUGGUCCAUCCGACAGUGCAUGAGCUCAACGUGAGCCUUGGCUACUCGCCGUCGCCCGCGUCCCUAGGUCAUCUCGUGGCGCAGUGGCUGCAGCUAGGACGCGCUAAAACGCUCCAGCUAUCUUCUGUCGCAACCAUGUCUACGCAAGUCACGGACGCGCUCUGCGAUGCUCUACAAGCCAGUACGACGCUGCAAGCACUCGAGCUUGAAGCAGUGGAGGGCCUCAACGGCUUUCAUGGCCGCCGGCUACCCUCAAGCCUUCGUCAAUUGCUUUGGGACGACGAGCGCUUCCGCGAAGACGCGCCCGAGGAUGAGGAUGCGCCGAGCGAUGCAGAACUCGACCACCUCGCCCAUGCGCUCCAGCACACUCGCGUCGAAAGCCUGAGCUACCAGUUUCUUGGUGAGCUCGCGUCGCGGCCAUCCGCAUGUCUCAUGCUCUCGCAACUGACGACGCUGCAGCUCUCGGUCGAAGGAAUGGACACCGAUCGGUGGUCGGCGCUGCUGGCAGGUCUGGCCCGCAUGGGCUCGUUACGACAUCUCUUGCUCACCAACAACUACUUGGGCGCGCGACGUCUCCGAGGGCUUCUUACAGCGUUGACGCAGUGCCCGCGCCUCGAAUCGUUGAACAUUUGCCACAACCUCUUGGACGGCGCGUCCAUCACAGCGCUUUUGGCCGCGGUGCCGCAACUCCCGUCGCUGCGCGAGCUCGAUGCCUCGCACGGCGCCGGUGCGUGGUCGCUGGCCCACAUGGACAAUUUUAUGGUGCACCUCGUGGCUGCUGGUCGCCAGCUGCGCUCGCUCGCGAUUUCGCCAGCCCGUGAGACGACCAUCGCCCAUGCGGUCUUGGCGCCCGAGAUCACCGAGACGAUCGCGCUGCUGCUGCCAUGGCCUGGCGCCAUUGCCGCGUUCAUGGGCGCGCUGCCGGCGUGGGCCAAGACCCCGGCGCUCGCCGCUCUCUCGCGACUGUACUCGAUUCCGACAGUAGCCUCGGUGGCAUGGCCUUCGAUCACCGUGCUCCGCCCACAUUUUUCGAGCGCGACGUCUGAGGAUCUCGCCGCUGUCACCGCGCUGUGCCCACGCAUCCACGUCAGCUAUGCCAUCGGUGCGCACGACGACUUGGCGGUCGCCGCCGGGGCCGCCUCCUGCAUCACCUCGCUGCGAUUCGACAUUCAGGACGCUCUAAACGAGGCAACGUGGGCCUUCUUCUGCUCGACCAUCAGCUCGUGCACGCGCCUCGAGAGCCUCGACUAUACAGAUCGGACAGGCGGUCACGACGCGCUCGGCGGUGUCUUCAUGGACCUUCCGCGCCUCACGUCGCUCUCACUCGGCAGUCGCAUGGAUAGCGGCGAGGUCCACCUGACGACCGGCUUUUGCGAGCGCUUCGUUACGUGGCUGCAGACGACGUCCGUGGUUACCUUGAAGCUCAGCCAUGUCACGCUGGAUGUGGAGCCUGCAUCGGCACUCUGCGGCGCUCUCUGUGACGCGAUCGCAACCAGCGCCACGCUCACGUCAUUGGCCCUCAACAACGUCAACUUGUUUGAAGGCGCCUUCUUGCACGGACGAGCGCUGCCGAUGAGCUUGACGUCGCUCGAGUGGGACAAGGACGACAUGUACGACGACAACGGCACGGACGAAGGCUUGGAUAACUUUGUGGCUGCGCUCAUCGACGGCCCGCAUCUGAGGCAUCUCGGCUGCAAGCGAUUCGAGGAGCUCUGGGAAAACGACGAGGUUGUCGAGAAGCUCCGACACCUCACGUCACUUGAAGUCCAAGAAGUUGACUUGGAGGUGCUAGAGCUUUUGACGCACAUGCCGGACCUGGAAAAGCUCGACGUCAAGGGCUCGAUAUUAGAGUACGAGGUCGUGCACGAGCUCGUGAGCGUGCUGUGCGGCUGUCAAAACCUCCGGGCGCUCACGAUGAAGCACAACAACCUUGGUCCGACCGACCUCGAGCUUUUACUGCAGCACGUACCACAGAUGCCUCGCCUGCAGCACCUCGACGUCUCGGAGCACCAACUCACGAUGGACGACAUCCUCGGAAUGCUAGCAGCGCUCAACACGGCGGCGACGCGUCUUGAGACCAUCCGACUGCAUGGCUUCUGGGGGCCCCUCGAGAUUGAGGCGUUCGCGAACGCUGUCGCCCACCUACCACAGCGCCAAAUGGCGCUCGUUCCGCGGCUGCCCGACCCAUGGAAUGCCGAGAUCAAGGCAUUUUGCACGCGAUCAAUCCACGAAUACAACCUCGCACCAGAAGCCGGCUCGUCUCAGUGCAUAAUAUACUUCUAG
Messenger RNA from Saprolegnia parasitica CBS 223.65, 2799 nucleotides. RefSeq lists its product as hypothetical. Bases 1 to 2799 code for a protein of 932 amino acids. The record is from RefSeq and is a predicted model, not a curated record. Lineage: Eukaryota; Oomycota; Saprolegniomycetes; Saprolegniales; Saprolegniaceae. The transcript has 2 exons.